Messenger RNA from Schistocerca gregaria, 1023 nucleotides. Its product is annotated as skin secretory protein xP2-like. The transcript has 3 exons. The record is from RefSeq and is a predicted model, not a curated record. The coding region runs from base 1 to 1023 and encodes 340 amino acids. Lineage: Eukaryota; Metazoa; Arthropoda; Insecta; Orthoptera; Acrididae.
AUGAUGAUGAACAUCUCAAUAAUUCAGUGGGUUCUGAACCUGAAACAUGAAAUAGUAGAGGACUACAAAUACAACAUGCCCGGCAAAGUGCCCGGCAAAGUGCCCGGCAAAGUGCCCGGCAAAGUGCCCGGCAAAGUGCCCGGCAAAGUGCCCGGCAAAGCGCCCGGCAAAGCGCCCGGCAAAGCGCCCGGCAAAGCGCCCGGCAAAGCGCCCGGCAAAGCGCCCGGCAAAGCGCCCGGCAAAGCGCCCGGCAAAGCGCCCGGCAAAGCGCCCGGCAAAGCGCCCGGCAAAGCGCCCGGCAAAGCGCCCGGCAAAGCGCCCGGCAAAGCGCCCGGCAAAGCGCCCGGCAAAGCGCCCGGCAAAGCGUCCGCCGGACAGACAGAGCAGGCUGGUGCCUCUCCAGCCGAGCAGCCAGAGGAGGCUGGUGCCUCUCCAGCCGAGCAGCCAGAGGAGGCUGGUGCCUCUCCAGCCGAGCAGCCAGAGGAGGCUGGUGCCUCUCCAGCCGAGCAGCCAGAGGAGGCUGGUGCCUCUCCAGCCGAGCAGCCAGAGGAGGUUGGUGCCUCUCCAGCCGAGCAGCCAGAGGAGGCUGGUGCCUCUCCAGCCGAGCAGCCAGAGGAGGCUGGUGCCUCUCCAGCCGAGCAGCCAGAGGAGGCUGGUGCCUCUCCAGCCGAGCAGCCAGAGGAGGCUGGUGCCUCUCCAGCCGAGCAGCCAGAGGAGGCUGGUGCCUCUCCAGGCGAGCAGCCAGAGGAGGCUGGUGCCUCUCCAGCCGAGCAGCCAGAGGAGGCUGGUGCCUCUCCAGCCGAGCAGCCAGAGGAGGCUGUUGCCUCUCCAGCCGAGCAGCCAGAGGAGGCUGUUGCCUCUCCAGCCGAGCAGCCAGAGGAGGCUGUUGCCUCUCCAGCUGAGCAGCCAGAGGAGGCUGUUGCCUCUCCAGCCGAGCAGCCAGAGGAUGCUGGUGCCUCUCCAGUCGAGCAGCCAGAGGGGCUGGUGCCUCUCUGGCUGAGAGGUGUGGAUGGAUGUCCAUAG